Molecule: messenger RNA, 2667 nt
Organism: Eurytemora carolleeae
Lineage: Eukaryota; Metazoa; Arthropoda; Copepoda; Calanoida; Temoridae
Product: mucin-2
Exons: 15
Source: RefSeq, a predicted model, not a curated record
AAAACGCUGAUACAACUAGGGACGACUACGAAACGCACACAAGCCCUGACAACCCUUAGAGCUUUGUUUGAGAGAGUGAGACAAGAGGGGUUUAAUGAUUAUGAAGAUGAUAGUUCUGAUUAUGAGUUUGAGUAUGUUUAUGAAUAUGUUGAUGUGCAAGAUGAAAACAAGAAGAUAUUCGCAGCUAAACCUAUUUCCGGUCAACCAUCAGCUACAGCAUCGAAAAAACGUCCAAAGAUUGUUCCUCAACAGCAUAAAUCCUCCAAAUCACUGAAAAAAUCUGCGAAACAAAAAAAGAAGACGACCAACCCACCAAUAGAUACUUUUCCCGAAGUAACCGAAUCCCCAGUAUCCACCAACUACAAUCCUAUAACAGGAACACUGGAUAUUCUGUAUCCACCUAUAGUAAUUCAAUCAGAAAGCCUUGAACCUGCCAGUACACGAAGAGCUGGAUAUGAGUACCCUGAACCAGAAAAUAAACUUCUUUUGCCAGGAGAGGAAAUAACAGAAAACUAUCUCUCGCCUACAUUUAAUUCAGACGGGAAAAAAGAACCUGAACCUGUUCAAGCUCCAGAUUCAUACAUAUCUUUAGGAGAACCAGCAAAUCCAAAUAUAUAUAUUUCUGUCGUCAAUUCAGAAGAUAAUACACCGACAUUAGAGAAUCCAGCGAAGGUUUUGCCUCCACCAGAUACCUAUUUAUCUGUGAAUCCACCCCUAGAAAAGCUGCCUCCUGUCCCUGGUUCUGAAACUCCUGAUGUUGGUAUAAAAACCUACUCGAACAACGAGGUUUACAACCCUAAGGCGAGGAGCUCCACCACACAAAGAAAUAAAGGAGAUGAUGAAGCAGACCGGCCUAUACAAGAAUACAAGUCGCGUGGUGGUCAAGGUGAUAAAGUCUCAAACUUUUCUCCAUCAAACUUUGUAACUCCAUCAGCUCCGAUAGGUUCCGCAGAUUUCAAACCAAGUUAUGUGUCAACUCAGUAUAGUUCUGCUAGCCCUGAGAUAAAUGAUGAAAAUUAUGAUACUCCGUUCUCUGCUCCUCUCCCAAAUAGUUCUCCUGCUCCUCCCCUUCCAACCCCUCCUCCUAGUUCUAGUUACCAACCUGCUCCUAUUGAUUCCAAACCUAGCUAUCAACCAUCCCAACAAACUUCCCAGCCUAGCUAUCAACCUUCCCAACAAACUUCCCAACCUAGCUAUCAACCAGUUCAACAAUCUUCACAACCUAGCUAUCAACCAUCCCAACAAACUUCCCAACCUAGCUAUCAACCAGUUCAACAAACUUCCCAACCUAGCUAUCAACCAGUUCAACAAUCUUCCCAACCUAGCUAUCAACCAGUCCAAGAAACUUCCCAACCUAGUUAUCAACCAUCCCAACAAACUAACUACCAGCCUAUUGCUCCUCCCUCCCAACCUAUUGCUCCACCAAGAUCUCCAGUAAAAAAUUCUGUCCCUUCAAGUGACACUAUUCCAUUAACCAUAUUCCUGUCAAAACCCCAACCUGCUUAUAAAUCCUCGAAACGGAAAACAACAGAAAAACCACAAUCAAUAUUUGUGACUCCCCAACCUCGAACCACCACCCUGCCUCCCAUCAUUAUACCACCCAAACCCUCAUAUUCCCCUCUACGACCAAUUGGCCUUGAUAAGAAGUUUGAACAAGGAAAGGUUAUAGAGAGCCCAACUUCUUCUCCUGCUGUCUUUUCUACUCUAAUUCCACCAAUACAGUCUAAUCCCAGACCUCCGCCUACCCCCAAUGGGUUUCAAGGCUUAAUCACAAGCUCUCAAACAAAGCCCAGACAACGAACAAGCUACAAAAACAAUGCUCCUGCUCCGUAUGUAUCCUUGAGUCAGGAUGUUUCAGAUGAUGCGGAGAAGUAUAAUUCUAUCAGAUUAUCAGAAGAAAACGAUGAGUACGGAAACCCCUCUGGCGAUGUCAUCACUGAUUUUGACGGAAUAAGUCCCCGGAUAGUUGAUCAAACGACCACGUUUAGUCAAAUCUUUUCCCGGGAUGAGUCCUCAACCCUGACAAAUCAACAACCGGAGAUUCUCUCAACAGAGGAGCAGUUCCAUAGGUAUACAGCUCCAGGUGGCGGCAGGACUGAGACAUAUUUAUCUCCAGUACCAGGGGGCAACACUGAAACCUACUCUUCUCCUGUAUUUGAAAGCACCGAAACCUAUUCUGCUCCAGUAGCUAAGAAUACUGACACCUAUUCAGCUCCAGUAGUGCAGAAUACUGAAACCUAUUCAGCUCCAGUAGGGGAGAAUACUGAAACCUAUUUUUCUCCACAGCAAACAACAUUCAGUUCUGGAGAACCGGAUAGUUAUGGAUCCCCUCGGGCACCUGUACUAACUACAAUACAAACUGAUACUACAGUAAAACCAGGAUAUACUCCAUACACUAGCACUGUACUAGAGGACCUUCAACCUGUAUAUAAUGGGCAUAAAGGUGGUGAUGAUAUAAAAAUAGAUAUAAAUGUUUCUGUAAAUAAUAGAACCAAAACUAUUAAGUUUGAUUCAAGGAACCCGAGCAUAUUUGAGGCUAACCAGGGGGAGGGACCAGUCAUUUUGGAUGGAUCAACAUUUAAUGGAGCAGGGGGAUAUGAUAACUUGGGGAAAGACCAAACAAAUCCAACAACCUACAGGGUAAGAACAAGUUCUCUGAUUUAUCUG